GCUGCGCGUUAUUUUUACCCGUGACGUCACCCGCCACUCCUCUUACUAAAGAAGGAAACAAACAUCGGGGGCAGAGGGGAAUAGAGGGGGCGAGAGAGAGGUAGGGCGAUAGAAUCGAAGCCGUCUGUUACUCGGUCGGAGGACAAACACGUUCUAGAGAAAGGACAUUUAACGGUGUAAUCCAAGGCCGCUUCUUCCUUUUUCUUUUUUGUGUUUCCGCCCCAAAAGAAGAGCCCCGCCGCUACACCUCCGCUUCCCGCAUUGUGAAAUCUCCGCUUUGCAGCAAUGGCCCAAGAGACAAACCAGAGCCCUGUGCCUAUGCUUUGUGCCACUGGCUGCGGUUUCUAUGGCAACCCAAGAACCAAUGGCAUGUGCUCUGUGUGCUACAAGGAGCACCUGACACGGCAGCAGAGCAGCGACCGGAUGAGCCCACUCAGCCCGAUGGGCUCGGCUGGUAGCCCUACCUCAGAGGCCUCAGCCAUCCAGAGACUAGAAGCCAGUCUAGCUAAGGUUGAUGCCUCACCUGCCUCUUCACCAGACAUGUCUAGAACUAUUCAAGGAUCUUUACCUGUGACCCAACAAAUGACGGAGAUGAGCAUCUCCAGAGAGGACAAACCAGAACCCCUAGAGCCUGUUGUUAGCCAGCCUACCGCCUCUAGCCCUAGCCCUGUAGCUUCUUCCACCAGUGAGGAGAACAAGGGGGACACCCCCAAACCCAAGAAGAACAGAUGUUUCAUGUGCCGCAAGAGGGUGGGACUUACAGGAUUCGACUGUCGCUGUGGCAACUUGUUCUGUGGUCUCCACCGGUACUCUGACAAGCACAACUGUCCCUAUGACUACAAGGCCGAGGCUGCCGCCAAGAUCCGUAAAGAAAACCCCGUGGUGGUGGCUGACAAGAUCCAGAGAAUAUAGGGAGUUGCAACAGAGAUGGCAGCAACAAUGGCAAAACCCUUGACAAAGACUGGAGAAUGAGUGUGAACCUUUGACAUGAACACUGGCAUGAGUGGUUAAGAAAGGAUAAAAAGGACUCCAAUUCCUAAAUUACAACCUUGAGAAUAUAAAGGAAACGAGAAGAAAAAAAGUUCCUGUCUGAUGGAGAUGCAUGAAUGAUCACUUUUCUCCUUUAUUGAUUAAUUCAUUAGUUUUUCUCCUAAUUUUUUUUUUUCUGUGGUGUGUCUUUGCCGCUGUUCAGUCCUUUUUAUAAGAAUAUAUAUUGUCUUAUUAAGAGCCCAGGUUAACUGUCCACAAUAUGCUGUGCUCCGUUCUCACCUAAACCCGGCGCCAUUUUGUGCCAAACCGUAGACAUUUUACUUCAGCUUCGUGUCCUAAACCGGCAGUACUUUCCAUGCAUUCAGAUCACACAGUAACUGUCCACAGGAGUUGUGGCCCUCACCGUAUCAACUUCGUCUGCCGUUAGUAUUGCCAGUUGACAAUUGGAGGCCCAUAUAUCUGUGCCCCGCAGUGCACAGGGGUUCUUUUUUAAUUUGUCUCUGUCCUUCCUAGCUUUACCUACCUCACAGCUGCCGUGUUAAAUUUAGUUUUAUUCCCUCUAACUUUUUCAUCAUCUUGUGUCCUAGGCCAUCUUGCUAAAGUCAAAGGUCGUCGGCCUCAGUUACUCUGAACAGCACAUCUUUCUCGACUUUGACCAUUUUAAUUGUGACAAGGUGGUUUCCGUUCAUAGCUGGAGGUAUUGAAGAAAACAGGGAUGAAAUAUUACUCCACUUUGAAUCUUAACACUUGAAAUAGACAGUAGUGAGGGGAGAAGGUCCCAAAACUGGUCUGAGCUCAGUUCAAUCCCUAAAGCUCAGGUGGAGGGCUGUGUGUGCUGAUCCUAGUGCAGUUUCCAGGGUGAGGCGGGCAGAAAGAGGGGUGCCUUCUCUCUCUGGCAAGUCUCCGGUAUGGUUUUACAGUACAGUAUGUGGGGCAUGAGUGAAUGGAAUAAAUGCAUGGGUUACUCAUCUGCAAUAGUGUGUGUAAAUGAAUGGGUUUGGCAUCACUCAAAUCAUCGAUCAUUUUAUCUGCUGAGAGUUUUCUGUUAUGUUUCACUUUUUUUUUCCUUUUCCAUUGGUAUAGUACUGAUAUUAGCACAUGUAUUCAGUGCAUUUGUGGAUUAGGGUAUGUGAGCCACGCUAUGUACUAAUUUUUUGUAUGCAUUAACAACGUUUGUGUGAGCACAGGAGUGUGUGUGGGUGGGUGUGUGCGUGCGAGUGUUUUGUCCCCAAACCCGAUUGUCUGUGGAGCUACCUGGUUAAACAGCACAUGUUUACAGAAUUACAGGAGCAUGCAAGAGUUAGAUUUAUGAAAAAAAAUAAAAUAAUAGACAUCAGGAUUAGAUGUAACUUCAAUUCUCAUCUCUCUAACAGCUAUUGGUCUGUGUGUUUGGCUAUAGAGCACUGUAGAGAUCUGUGUGUGUGUGUGUGCGUGCGCGUGUGUGUGUGCGCAUACCUUUGAGAAGUGUGUUACGAUUGCCUGAAACGUGUACGUUUGUGACUUGUGUUGAUCCCCUUUACUUCCCUGUAAGGAUGUUUUUCAUUUAAAGAAAAAAAAAACAACUGUAUGUAUCCAUUUGAGUUUUUCCUUUUUGAUUUUUAGUUAUAUGCAAAUUUGUACAAAAAAGAAAAAACAACAAGCUGUGUUGAUAUUUAUGUAUUACAUAUAAUCUUGCUAUCCAGCAUUACAACAGAAUUGUAUCAUGUAAAUAAAACUAUGUACAGAGAGAAAUUACAA
Molecule: messenger RNA, 2727 nt
Organism: Lampris incognitus (smalleye Pacific opah)
Lineage: Eukaryota; Metazoa; Chordata; Actinopteri; Lampriformes; Lampridae
Gene: zfand5a
Product: zinc finger, AN1-type domain 5a
Exons: 6
Coding region: 286-912 (208 amino acids)
Molecular function (GO): zinc ion binding; DNA binding
Source: RefSeq, a predicted model, not a curated record